This is a messenger RNA of Selaginella moellendorffii, 1517 nucleotides long. RefSeq names its product serine/arginine-rich splicing factor SR45a. The transcript has 8 exons. Gene Ontology annotation, molecular function: RNA binding. The record is from RefSeq and is a predicted model, not a curated record. NCBI's taxonomy places the organism in Eukaryota, Viridiplantae, Streptophyta, Lycopodiopsida, Selaginellales, Selaginellaceae. Gene Ontology annotation, biological process: positive regulation of mRNA splicing, via spliceosome. Gene Ontology annotation, cellular component: spliceosomal complex. The coding region runs from base 162 to 788 and encodes 208 amino acids.
UGGAACCAACGGCCAGGAUGAGACGUGUAUUCCGUUCCAUAAUUCACGGGCAAUCUGGGUCGUUGGAUCCUCUCAUUUUGUCGGCCUGACGCCCAUUAUGAAGUGAGAGCAAAGCAAGCCCUUGGCCUGGUCGGGGAGAGACGGCGGAGGCGACGACGGCAAUGGGGGACGAUCGCAGGCGCAGCAGAUAUUCGCAGUCCCCAUCGCCGAGGCGAGGUCCAUCACGGAGCCCUCCACCGCUAAAAUCACCUCUCAAGGAGGAUCCUGACAAUCCGGGAAAUAACCUCUAUGUCACUGGCCUCUCGACGCGGGUCGCGGAGAAGCAGCUCUUGGAGCAUCUCUCGCGAGAGGGGAAGGUCCUGGAGUGUCGGAUCGUGGUGGAUCCGAGGACCAAGGAGUCCAGAGGGUUUGGAUUUGUGACAAUGGCCAGUACGGAGGAUGCGGAGCGCUGCAUCAACUAUAUGAAUCGCUCCACGCUCGAGGGCCGUAUAAUCACGAUAGAGAAGGCUAGGCGCAAGAGACCACGAACUCCUACACCUGGAGAAUACCUGGGUGUCCGAGCUCCUCCAAGAUCUCGGCCACCAGGUUACGGUCCACGACAUCGCGAGAGAGACCGAGACAGGGACUACAGGGACUACUCCCGUAGAUCACCCCGCUACUCUCCAUACAGGGGUGAUAGCCGCGACAGAUCUCCACACGGCCGGAGCUACCGCAGGGAGCGAUCCCGUUCGCCUUACUACUACCGCAGGGAACGCUCUCGCUCGCCUUACCACAUGUACCGACGCUGACCACCACAAGGCUUCUCUUCAUUUACCUGGACACUGCUACUCUCAUCCCACACUCUCAAGUUUGUACUCAAAAGAAAAAGGACAUUUUUACAUUACCAAAUGGUGGUGGUCGAGUUUUUCUCCUCAAGGAGGUGCUGUAAGUGCCGCUGUUUGGUUGCUACUAACCGGUGGUGGCACUGAAGCUUUGUCCGGGACAGUGGCAGCCGAGGCCUCCGCUUGUUGCUGCUUGAGCUUGUAUCGCGGGGCGAAUCCUCGCUUGGAGUAAGGCGUGGUUUUCACGCACUCGAAGUAGGCCGCCGCGAACUGGGUGAUCUCGCAGGAUUCACGCGAGUAAUUGAAGAGCUUCUUGGGUUUCACCUGAAUCGGCGGAAGAACACACGAAGAGAGUGAAGGGAUGGAUCCAGAUCUUUCGUACCAGAGGUUGCGAGCACCAGCCAUACUCUUGCGACGCGGUCAUGGGGACUUCGUACUUCUCCGGUGGUGGCAUGUCGAGGUCCUGGAUUGGGAAGCACGCGCCGAGAAACUUUUGCGCCUCCUCAAACUCCUGUUUGGUCACUGCAGUCUCGUAUGGUAAAUGUUUCUCGAGGAAGCCAGCGAUGGAAGAUACCUUUCCUCGACGACGUGACUUGGGUGGGCUUCUUGGUGAGCACUUCGGCUGUUUCAAAGUGAAAUAUUUUGCCAAGCAAGGAUCAAACGGAUGGAAAAGAGGAAAAAAUGCAUUUUUUUGCU